Molecule: messenger RNA, 1175 nt
Organism: Phycomyces blakesleeanus NRRL 1555(-)
Lineage: Eukaryota; Fungi; Mucoromycota; Mucoromycetes; Mucorales; Phycomycetaceae
Exons: 5
Coding region: 20-958 (312 amino acids)
Cellular component (GO): eukaryotic translation initiation factor 2B complex; eukaryotic 48S preinitiation complex; multi-eIF complex
Molecular function (GO): translation initiation factor activity; RNA binding; ribosome binding
Source: RefSeq, a predicted model, not a curated record
GCCUGGUAAUCAAGUCGCAAUGAGUGAGAAAUUCCACUGUCGAAUGUACGAGAAUGAGUUCCCCAAGGUCGAUGAUGUUGUCAUGGCCAACGUCCGCCAGAUCGCCGACAUGGGUGCCUACGUCAAACUGCUCGAGUAUGGAGACAGAGAGGGUAUGAUUCUGCUUUCCGAGUUGUCCAGAAGACGUAUUAGAUCUGUCCAGAAGCUCAUCAAGGUCGGCCGUAAUGAGGUUGUCGUUGUGUUGCGUGUGGAUGAAGAGAAGGGUUACAUUGAUCUUUCUAAGCGUCGUGUCAGCCCCGAAGACAUUGCAAAGUGCGAGGAGAAGUUCACAAAGUCUAAAGCUGUUCACUCUAUCCUCCGUCACGUUGCUGAGAAGCACGAUAUGCCCUUGAAGGAUCUUUACGAGAUGAUCGGAUGGCCUCUUUACAAGAAGUUUGGUCAUGCUUUCGAUGCCUUCAAGCUCGCAAUCGCCGAUCCUGAACCUGUGUUCGAGGGUUUGACUAUUCCUGCAGAGAUUCUCAAGGAGUUGAUCUCCAACAUCAAGCGUAGAAUGACUCCUCAACCCGUAAAGAUCAGAGCCCAGUUGGACCUGAGAUGCACUGGCAUGGAUGGUGUUAAUGCUAUCAAGGCUGCCCUUAUUGCUGGUGAGGCUCAAUCUACUGAGCAGGUUCCUAUCAAGGUUACCUACCUGGCUGCACCCUUCUAUGUUGUCACAGCCGAUGCUCUCGACAAGACAGCUGGUUUUGAGGUCAUGGAGUUGGCAGUAAACGCGAUAAAGGAAAAGCUUGAGAGCCACAAGUGGUCUCGUUUCAAGGUUGAGAAGGAGGCCAAAUUGGUAUCCGAAACCGAUGAUCGUGACUUUGCUGAGCUUAUGGCUCAGGCAGAGAAGGAGAACGAGCUUGUUAGUGGUGAUGAGGAUGAAGGAGAUGCCGUUGCUGCAAGUGACGAUGAUAUGUAAAUGAUAAAGAGAUAUAUAUAUACAAAAGGAUCCAAAAAUUAUUUAAAAACGAUUACCUUUUUUUCAUUUUUUUUUUGAAACGUACAUCCUCAUCCUUUUUUUGUUGUUGUUGUUGAUACUCCGUCUCAUCUAUUUUCUCCCUUCCUUUUCUUCCCCUCUUUUCUUCUCCCCUCUCUUAAUUUAACCAAAAAGAAAAAAGAAAAAAAAAACUUAAUGG